Molecule: messenger RNA, 1293 nt
Organism: Umbelopsis ramanniana AG
Lineage: Eukaryota; Fungi; Mucoromycota; Umbelopsidomycetes; Umbelopsidales; Umbelopsidaceae
Exons: 6
Coding region: 1-1293 (430 amino acids)
Biological process (GO): GPI anchor biosynthetic process
Cellular component (GO): endoplasmic reticulum membrane
Molecular function (GO): alpha-1,2-mannosyltransferase activity
Source: RefSeq, a predicted model, not a curated record
AUGAUCAUCUUUGGCAUUUGCUUAUUGUUUCGAGUUGGCAUUGCUUCGAUCACGCAAACGUAUGAUAAUCCGGACGAAUAUUGGCAAGCUCAAGAGGUGGCGCAUCGCCUGGCAUUUGGAUAUCCUUUUUUAACAAUUGAGCAAAAUUGGUGGGUUAAAAAAUAUCUGAUAAGAAGCUUUGCUCAUCCGCUGAUAUUCGCAGCUCUGUACAAAUGCCUGCAAUUUUUAAGGCUAGAAAAUACCUCUUUCUUUGUCACUGCUCCUAGAUAUUUAGAAUCUGUGCUUGCAGCUGUAGCGGACUACUUUACAUACCGCCUGGCAAAGAAGACGGUAGGGGAGACCAUUGCCCCCACAGUUCUUUUCUGUACUUUGGUGUCCUUCUUCAACUUCCAUAUGGCAGCUAGAACUCUGUCCAAUUCUCUCGAGAUGGUCCUCACAGUCAUUGCACUCAACUAUUGGCCGAUUGAUGGCACUGUUGCCUAUGCCAACUUCCGAAUUUCUCUCGCUUGGGCAGCUCUGGCCUGUAUCAUUAGACCCACUAAUGCCUUGAUAUGGGCCUUCUUGGGAUUGCAAUUAAUCUUCAAAGCUCGCUCUCAUAUUAAAGCGAUUAUUGCCAAUACCGCUGCUAUAUUCUUGGCAGCGGUAGCUUUUUCGACCAUAGUGGAUACAUGGUGUUAUGACGGUCAUCUAGGCAACUUGUUUUCUGAACCAGUAUUCACUCCUGGCAAAUUUUUCGAGUUAAACGUUGUAUCAGCUAUCUCAAUUUUCUAUGGUAUCCAUUCUUGGCACUGGUACCUGAGCCAAGGAAUACCAGUCGUUUUGGUGUGCCUUUUACCCACUUUCCUUUUUGGUUGGUAUCAGAUUGGUAAAGACCAGGUACUGAAUGACAGAGUUCGCUCAUUGAAGUAUGUUACGGCGUGGACUGUAGCUGUGUACAGUUUGUUAGCGCACAAAGAAUUCCGCUUCAUAUACCCUAUUGUACCCAUCAUGCAUAUUUUUGCAGCCUACGGAUUAUCGCAAUUGCCUCUGGCGUGGCGAAAGUGGGCAGUCCUUGCAACCAUGGCCAUUAACAUUUCCAUGGGAGUAUAUACAACAACGACGCAUCAAAGAGGCGUCAUAGAUGCUGUAAACUACAUCAGAACCGAAGCUCAAGAACUCAGUCGCCUGUAUACCAAUUACGAUAUGGAAGUUGCGUUUUUGAUGCCAUGUCACUCCACGCCUUGGCAAUCUGUCAUACAUGAUAAGAAUGUGGAUGCGUGGUUUUUGACCUGUGAGCCUCCAUUGAAAACGUAA